This is a messenger RNA of Phaedon cochleariae (mustard beetle), 6301 nucleotides long. The record is from the annotation of a GenBank genome assembly. Lineage: Eukaryota; Metazoa; Arthropoda; Insecta; Coleoptera; Chrysomelidae.
AUUUGAAUUGGUUGCCGCUAGAGGACGUGAUCUAGAGAACCAAUGGAUAUCGUGAUUUGAAAUAAAAACCACAACAGGUUGGAAGAAUAAUUGAUGACAGUCGUUCUUUGUUGUUCACCCUGUACAUGUAGUCACUAGUGAUGAUGCUUCCUUGUCAAUGCUUGAUGACAUAUUGUCAUAUUCGUGACGACGAGGGUCGUUUUUUCUCUGUAAGAGAUGAGCUCCACCACACAAAGCAUCUACCGUGAAAUCAGAAGCAGUGAUUUGGUUUCUGUUACAUUCAAAACCCAAAAACGAAGUAAAUGGGAAGACUUUUCUCUCAGUAUCCUGAAUUUUCCCGAAUCCAUCAUCUGGAACCUUUUCGUUUUGAGUACAGUUGUAACCAACUACAUCAUAGUUACUCUGAACUUAUCAUUCACACCAAAUCAUCUUUUCACAUUCCUACCAUUCUACAUCACCUUCGAUUUGGUUUACAUUAUUAAUUUCGUGCUCCUGUUACUCCACAGAUUUUCCAAACCUCUGAAAACAAAGCUUCCAACAACAAUUACAACUCCACUUUUCUACCUCAUACUCGAUUCCUUUUCUAUUCUUCCUCAAGCAAUAAUGUUCGUACCCCUUUUUAAUCUUAAUCUGAGCUAUCUGAUCCCUUAUUCCCGAGUAGCAACUUUUCUGAGACUCCGAUGUAUUGCCCUCUUCAAAAACGAAUUGAAAAAGCUACAGAAAAGACGCUGGAUUUGGUGCUGUGUUCAGUACUGCCUGGUACUGUUUUUGGUCGUGCACAGUACGAUUUUCAUCUGGUACUUGAUCGAUCGCGACAAGAAGAAUUGGUCAGAGAAGGUACUCAAUGACUGAUUAAGUUCCCACAGUUGGUCCAAGAAGUUGGUACUUUAUGCAUGUUUACGGUACCAUUCAAAUUUUAUUUGGCGUUGGUUAUGGAGAUGUAUUUCCACGGAGUUUACCCGAGGUUAUCCUUUUCAUUGGAGUUUUUUUGGUUGGUCAGGUAUUGUUAGUAUGCUUAGUGGCUAGUAUGACUUUGCUAAUGAUAAAUAGCAAAACGAAUGAAGUUUUCCUUGCCCAAAAGCAAAAGGACAUUGCCAGAUACGUCGAAGAUCUAGAUCCUUUAACGAAAUCCAAAACCAACCAGUACUAUAAAACCUUCUGGACAACAAACAAUCCUUCGUUUCUAGACUCCUUACCAUCUCCUCUAAAAACCUCUCUCGUUUACGACAUGAAAUGCGGCCUGUUGCAUAGAUCGAUGCUUCUGAAGGAUUUACCUGAGCUAAUACUAACGAAACUAGCUUCUGCUAUGAAGCUAGUCAGGCAUUUGCCAGGGGAUGCGAUUUACCACCAGUAUGUUGUCAAAACGUGUAUGAUAUGUGUGGAAAAUGGAGUUUUGGAGUUGUUGCACAAUGAAGAUGGAGAAAGCUCUGUUAUUUGUUUCAGGAAGGGGACAAUUUUAGGAGAAGUAUCGCUCUUUUUCAACGUGCCUUCGAAAGGUACAGUGAGAGCUACCAAAUUCACAGAGCUGAACAUAUUGGAAAAAAGCGAUUUCAUAAGGAUCAUGCGAAAUUUUCCAGAAGUUCUGAGAGGAAUGAGGAAGACCAUCGAAAGUCGUCUAGAAGACGUUUCUGUCAAAAAAAAUCCCAUCAUCAAGCCGUUUUCGGUCACCUGUCUGAGACGGCUGAAAAGGAAAUUGAACAAAACAGUUGAAGACGAAGACAUUAAUGAAUCCAAAGAUUACAGUAAACUGUAUAAGAUAUCACGAAGGAGGAAUAUUUUCAAUGAGUCCAUAGUUUGUAUAAAGGACAGUUUUCCAUGGAUUUUACAAGAUAACUCAUAUCCGCUUAAAACAUGGAAAUUCAUUAACAACCUCAUCCAGAUCAGCUAUUGCCUUGUAUAUCCUUAUUACGUAAUUUUCCAAUACGUCAGAGAACCAAUGGUAGAACUGGGCAUAAUAGCCGACGUUUUGUGUUUCUUAGAUGUUCUUCUUCAGUGUAUCACUGCUGUCAGUAUCGAGGAACAAGAGUUGUUGAGCAGUGUCCCCAAAAUUAUAGACCAUAGAUUAGACGAUUUUAGAUUUGAUUUGGAUGUAUUUUCAUUGUUUCCAAUCGAGGUAUGGGGAUAUCUCUUCAGUGAUCCUGUAGACAGAAUCAGAUAUUACGAUUUAUUCAAAUUCAACAGACUUUUGAGAUUGCACAAAAUAAACGAGAUAAUCAAAUUAUUCAAUAAUAAUAUUAGUUCCAUCUCAUAUGUUGGAUGCGUUCUUCGAAUCACCCUGUACACUCUGUUAAUCCUCUACUAUUUCUCAUGUCUCCUCUUCUUGAAUGCAUACUUCUAUGGAGUAUGCGACAGCAACAGUUGGUACUACUUGAGUGUUUUCGAAUGGGACAAGAAAAACCAUCCCAUGCACCCAGUUGUCGAUUCGAUAUUUUUCACCACGACGGCAUUUUUUUUCAACGGAUUCGUUGAUUAUUUGCCACGUACUCGAAGCGACGUUGCCAUAGUGCUGAUGGUGAUGUUGAGUGGACUGAUUUUCAACAGUUAUUUCACUUCUCGGUUGAUUUCAUCUGGUUACUUUGAAAUAUUUCACGUGGGGGGUGCAAGAUUGAGGCCCCUUUUCAGGGGCUUUUCUUCUUUAUGUCGCAUUUCCUAUUCAUCUCGGAAAAGAAUUGAGAGGUUUUUAAAGAUCGAUCCAUGCCUGUCUUCAGAAGGAACAAAAAAGUAUAUCAACGACACUGCCUCCAAUCAUUUGACAUCAUUGAUUGAGUGCUGCAAAUUGAAUAACACCCUAGCUGAUACGCCACUAUUUCAAAUGGUUGAUGGUUACUUCCUUAAACUGAUGGAAAAAGAAGCCAAGCUACUGAAACUACCCUACAACGAGGUUCUCUACACUUUUGGAACAUCCACUCGCGAAAUGUUUGUCCUACAAGAAGGUUUCUGCGACGUGUACAACUCUGAGGACGGCUUCGACCGAAACGUCGGUCCCGGAUACCCAUUCGGCAUGCUGGAAAUGCUGUUUUGCAUCCCGAAAAAACACACGGUGGUCACAACAACAGAUUGCGUUUUCGUCCGCAUUGAAUACGGAUCGUUGUACAAAAUAAUGGGGUUAUUUCCCAGGGAGCACGAUGCUUUGGAGGAGGUGGUUCAUUGUGAGGAGAUGGUGAGGGCGGUGAAGAGGAUGCAGAUGGAGGAGGACUUGGAGACGUUUUUUGAGGCUAGGGAUCACAGAGAUCCAAAUCAGCCCUGUUUCAUCAACCUCACCAAACACUGGCCGAACUACUGCCAAGUCUUCAGACGAAAAAUGGGUUCACUGUGGCCUCUCGGUGUUCUGCUGUUGCCAGUUUCCAUCCAUCCCGAAGGAUUCUUUCUCACCCUCUGGUGCUCCGUCAGAUGUUUCCUCAUCUUCCUGUCCAGCAUUCUGGACCCGCUGACGAUCCUAGCACCACCUUUUGCCGAUGAACUGUACUGGUGGCUGGUCAUCUGCCACGCCUCCAUCUACAUCGACAUGUAUUUGUCAUUACAUAUAGCCUACUACGAUGGAAAAGGAGCGUUCAAGAUCCAUCCGGCUUAUACGUCCUGGUACUAUCUAUCGCACAGCUUCCUCCUGGACUUCCUCUGUGCUCUACCUUGGGAAAAGCUGAUGUUCAACUCGGAUCACAACGGAUCAGAAACGGAUUUGAUAGCCCCCCACCACCACCACAACGCGUGGAAGCUUGUGAAGCUCCUGCAGUUGUACAAAGUGAUCAAGUUCUUCGGGUACUUGGAGAUGGAUCUGUUCAAGCGGUUCGGAACCUUCAGAUUGGUCCAAAUCGCCUUGGCUGCGGUUGUCGUUGUGAAUGUUUUCGCCACUCUCGGUAUACGGCAGAUCUGUAGGUACCUCUUCGAUGGUGUCCCAGGGAGAGUCGAGACCAUCUGGGAGGAUGGUAACGGUACCGUUCACAAAGGUUACCUCAGCUGUGACAUCGGGUUCUGGAAAGAAAACUCACUCUUCGACCAACUGACAGAUCCCCUAGAACUGCUGUUGAUAGGAGUGUACGGAGUUGUCAAUAUUAUCACCUCGACCAGUCUUGGAGACUUGAAACCAGCAACUUCAACCAUUUUGAUCGGUACAACUCUAGCAACGAUAAUCGGGUUUAUCAUUUUCUCCAUUUUCACUAGUAUCGUAGUCGGUAUCAUGCUGGAAAGAGCUGAGGAAACAUUUCAGUACCGUGAAAGUGUAGGGCAGCUGAUGAAGUUCUUCAACAGCAAAAAAUUGAGUUCUGAGUUGAGAAAGAAGGCUUUCAGACAUUUCAAAUUAACAUGGGAAAGGACUGGAGCUCAGGGAGACAGGUUCCAUUCAAUCCAGAAAAUGCAAGCUGAAGUACCACUACUAAAUGACAUUCUGCUCAAUUAUUACCAGAACAUCCUCGAGGAAGUACCGUUAUUCUAUGAUUUAGACACCAAUCUUCUUAGGUUGUUUGUGGACAAGAUCCAAGUGAAACAUUUCAGAAAAGGACAAAUCAUCGUGAGACCCAAAGACUUGAUUCACGAGAUUUUCAUCGUUGCUUCCGGUCAAAUAGAAGUAAUUUCAGGCCACGGACAAACGGAAAUCUUGGAUGUUUCUGGCAUAUUCGGUAACAUACAGAAAAGUGUUUACAGCAGAAGUAGCAUGAGCGCUGUUGCCAGAAGGAAUGUGGAGUUGUGGGUCAUCAAUACUGCUGAGCUGUUUGACGCUGUCAAGUACUAUCCGGUGGUACUGGACGAUAUGGAUAACGUGUGGAAAAAGAAGUUGUUUUACAUGUCCUCUUCAGUCAGGGCUGACGAUAUCUCUAGUCAAUCUCAGGAGGUUGAUGUGGUAGAUCAGAUGGAAUCUGAAGUAGAGGAGAUCACAAGGAAAUCCAGUAUUUUACUCAGAAAGUAUAAGCCAGUGCAGUUCUGUAUCCCACAAAGAUGGUUCAGAUUCGCUUUAGAACCAAACCACGAUGUUUUCAAAGUUUUGGAUUUCAUCACAGUAUUUUCGAGCAUCUUGAACAUAUUUGCAAUACCAUACAUUUUCGUCACCCAAGAAAACAGCAUGGUGGAUUACAUUCACUUGGUAUUCGAACCCGUUUACUACGUGAGGAUUUUCUUCAAAUUGCAUCAAAGCCACAUCAAUUUCUACGGAAAUCUGGUGAAAACCAACAGCAAGAUUUAUCGAAGAUAUUUGAACAGCUCGAGACAAGUUUUCUGGGAUGUUGCACCGAAUCUACCAGUGUAUCUAACGUGCUUCGUUUUUCCAAGAGAAGAAUGGUUUUUUUCUUAUUCUUGUCUCAGACUGAUCCACCUUCUGAGAUUCGUUUAUAUCUCGGAAUAUUUCGACACUUAUUGCAAUACACUUGGUGCCAAAUACUGGCUUCCACUGGCAAAAUCGAUCCUUUACUACACUUUUUUUAUCCAUAUCCUUGCUUGCAUUUGGUUCAUGAUGUCUUGUCCAUUCGAUAACUGUCAUCCAGAUUCAUGGAUUUUCAAAUUUGGAAACGACGUUUCGGCCACGAACGUUUGCUACAGGGUGGUCCUGUCUUACUACUUCGUGUUAUCUCUGUUGACAACGACGGGUAUUGGAGAUGUUUCGCCAGAAAAUGUUUUGGAAUUGUGCUUUGCAUUGAUCACGAUUCUGAUUGGAAAAAUCAUGAUAUCAAAUAUAAUAGGGUCUGUUUUGCGAUAUGUUUACCAGUCCGAAAAAACACAUCUGGAAUAUGAGCGUGAUUCAAAACAAUUAGUACAAUACCUGAGAAACAGAAAUGUAUCAGAAUACUUGAUUCAACGAACUUGGACAUUUUUGAAAAACCAGUGGGAUUACGAAAAAUGUUUACUCGCAUCGAAGAUAUUUGAAGAGCUACCCUAUACACUAAGACAGGAGAUUUCAGUAUCACUAUAUGGCGACUACCUGAGGGAAACUUUCUUAUUCAAAGACAUAGACGAGAACCUGCUCAGCCAGAUAUGCUCCAAACUAACCCCGCGCACCUUCUUCAAGCACGACUACAUCGUCAAGCACGGCCACAUGGACUCCACCAUGUACUUCAUUGUACAGGGCGAGGUGUGCGUGUCGACCAAGCACGACGACCUCACCGAGACGCGUCACGUGAUCCUUCACGCCAAAGACCUGUUCGGAGUGUCCCAAGGACUGGACCUCGAGGCACACCACAACUUUUGCUAUCGGCCGCAGGGCAGCGAGGUCGAGGUGCUAACGCUCAGGUUCGACGAUUGGGCGUACAUGUUGGGGUUUUUUCCCAAGGAUAAUGUCAAGAUUUUCAGCAGGGUGCAGAACGCGUAUUUGCAAUAG